ACAAGGGCGUGGCUCAUUUCGAGUAAACAAGGAUGGGAAGGAAGAAAUCUACACUCAAGAGAUUGUUUGGAAGUAGGGAUAAGCCUCCUCCUACUAGUGAAGCAAAGGGUUCAGGUGUCGAUCCUUUUCAAGGCAGUACUUUGAAUCCUAAACGUUUGCAAAGAUGUGAAAGCUGGGAUGUUCAGUAUUUGGGAUAUGUUCCAAGUUUAGAGGACUGGCAUGCACCGAGCACAAGAACUGAAUUUAUGACUAUGAUUGACAAUGCACAAUCUAAUGGAAAUUUAUUGUGGGAGUCAUCAGAAGUUAAAUCUCUUCAUGUUUCAUCUCAGUGGUUAAUAAUUUCUGAUAAAAGCAAAAAAAUUGCCUAUGUUGAAGUUCCCAUGGUUACAAUUGGAAGUGUGUCAUAUGCUGAGGAUGACAACCGACACUAUUUGGGAAUUAAAGCUGCUAUAGUUAGUAAAGAUGGAAGGAGCCAAUACGUUUGCUACGUUAUUGAAUGUGACAAUGAAGCCACUGCACGCAAUAUUUGCUUCUCUGUCAAUGAGGUAUUUGACCUUUUACUAGCACAAAAGCAAGCAAUGGAGCGGCAAAAUGAAGCACAUGAUCCAGCCAUGAGGCCUGUUAUGAAACAUAGGCUUUCUACCUCACCAUCUGUGGGAUGGGGCUUCAUAUCUGCUGAUGAUUCGAGUAAUAUCACUGACGGAUGGACAAGGGAAGUGCAUAGGCGUGUUUCCUCUAUUGAUAAUCCACAAGAAAUGCUAGAUAGACAGUUUUCAGGCAUGCAUCACAGUGUAGGGGAUCCUAUACAGUCUCCAUCACAGCACAUGUCACUUUCCUCAGAAAAUAGCAGUUAUGUACUUGUGAGCCCUACAAAACAAGUUAGCAUUACAAAACCAGAGACGCAUGAUGGAAAUGUUCAGAAGCAAGAAUUGGAGAGCACCGAUGGAGUAGUUGUGUCUGGUCGCAUGGAUCUGAUUCUUAAAAAAGGAAAAAAGAGAGCAACAAUAAUUAAUGAUUCAGAGAGAUUUCAUGCUAUUUCACUCCAACCUCAACAAUUAAAGCCACAAACACCACGUCAAUUGCUUGCACUAAGGAUUGAAGGGGAUAGAGAAACAAGAAUUGAUGGUGGAUCUCAAGGUUCUUAUUUAAUGCAAACUAUCAUUAGUGAAAAGGAGACAGUAAUAUUAGGAGAUCAUGGACAUGCAGAGCUUGUUACUGGACCUAAUUUCAAUGGUUCCUUCAGUGAAGAUUACAAUGUUUCACUUCCACCUCAAACAAGAAAUAACGUACCACCUCCUCCUGCUCCUGGUAUUCCAUCUCUAAGUCUUGCAAGCAGUAGUACUCCUCCACCACCACCACCACCACCUCCUCCUCCUUCUAUGGCUCCUGGUAGCAAUGCACCACCACCACCACCACCACCACCUCCUCCUCCUCCUCCUCCACCUUCUACAAGUGCACCUGCACCACCUCCUCCUCCGACUAGUGUACGACCACCACCACCACCACCACCUCCUCCUCCUCCUCCUCCUACAGUUCCACAAGCUCCUCCAAGCACUAGUGCAGCUCCAUCACCACCACCUCUUUCUUCUCCGGGUCCUGUAGUUCCACCACCACCUCCUCCUCCUCCUCCUCCCGGUGGUAGUUUAGGCCCACCACCUCCACCUAGUGGUACAGCUCCUCCACCACCACCUCCACCUCUUUCAGGUAGCUUUUCUAGUCCUCCUCGACCGACAGUUUCAGUUGAUGUGCAAGAUCCUCCAGUUCAACAACGCUUACCGUGGAAAGUAUUAAUUGGACCAACAGAUGAUCCAAAAGAUCCAGCUCAUAAAACCUAUCUCGCUCAAGUAAAAGAAGAAGUAGGAGAUCUAGAGUACAAGAAGUUACGUAAUGAUUGGCUGGCAUAUCAAAAGUGCUCCAUUGAUGUCGUUAUUUUUGCCAAACGAAUAAAAUUAGUCUUGAGAGGAAACAGAGAUUAUCUCCGUAAUGAUGCAAAAGUGCUACUUGAUGUAGAAGAUCAGUCAAUGUAUUUGAGCAUUCUUCAGGGUCACACCCCAGUAGUCCCACAAACACCAAAAGUGCCAUCAUCAACACAAGCACCACAAAAGCAAAUUCAGUCACAUCAAACGAAAACAAGAGAAGCUGAAUCGUUUACACCACCUCCGGCUCGUGAUAAAGAAAAAGGAAAUGUUGUUCGUCCCAGUGACAUUAAGAAAUGGGGUCAGUUUGGUGAUACACACAUUGAAGAUAUUAAUGAGCACAAAUCCCGUCCUACACGAGGGAAACUUGGUGAUCGGCUGACGAUGUUUCAAAAAGGAGAACAAUCUCCUAAAACUUCAAGAGACGAGACAAGAACAAGAGAUCAUCGCAGUAGAGAUAGAUGGAGUGAUGAUGAUGACGACGACGAUGAUGACAGGCAAAAACCAAAGAAAAGUUCUCAAAAAGGAGAUCGAAAAAAAGAAAGAAGCAAAAAGGAUGAGUUGAAAAAGGAAAAGAAAAAGCUUGGAAAAGAUAAAAGUGACCAAAAGAAUAAGAAAAGUGAACAAAAGAAAGAGAAAUCUGAGAAAGACAAAAGCAAGAAAGAGAAAGGAAAGAAAAAGAAGGAUAACGAGAAAGAAAAGAAAGUGAAAAAAACAAAAAGUGAAAGUCAAGUAGAAGUACUGUCAGAUAUAUUGGAAUUCGGAAGCAAGGUUUUAAAGCCUCAAGAUUCAUUUAGUCAAACACUUGAUGCACUUAAUGAAGUACUAGACUAUCAUGAAAGUUCUAUUAUAAAGUCUAGCACCAGUAAUGGUGCUCUUGAAGAUAUUAUUAACCAGACCCGGCAACUUACAGUAACGGAGGUAGAUGAUCUCCCACAUAUUAAAGUACCUUUACAAGGAAAAGAUGCUAAAUCUCCACACGCAGCCUUGCCAACAGUUCCUACACAAGUUGGGCCUCAGGAUAUGACACAGCAAUAUGUGCCACAACAACAUCCUUCACAAACAAUACCAGCACCUUCUGUGUAUCAAGUUCCUUCAGUUCCAGCACAGUUGCAACCACCUGUUACACUUGGACCAUCUCUGAUUCCUUCUCAAAUGCCACUAAUGCACUCUUCAUAUCAUACUGUGCCACAAAGGCCAAUAGCACAAUUCCCUCCUCCAACACAGGUACAACCUAUUUUUCAAGUGCAGCAACCAAUACAAGCUCCUACAACACAAUAUCCUUUACUGCAAAUUCCAGCACAACAGGUUCCUCCACCUCCAGCACCACAAGUUCCUCCUCCUCCAGCACCUGCUAUUCUAGCAGCACAGGUUCUUGCACCCCAGGUUCCUCCGCCUCCAGUAUCCCAAGUACCUCCAGCAUCACAGGUACCUCUGCCUCUAGCAUCACAGGUACCUCCAGCACCACAGGUUCCUCCACCUCCAGCACCACAGGUUCCUCCACCUCCAGCACCACAGGUUCAUCCACCUCCAGCACCACAGGUCCCUCCACCUCCAGCACCCCAGGUACCUCCAGCUCCAACACCACAGGUACCUCCACCUCCAGCACCACAGGUACCUCCACCUCCAGCACCACAGGUACCUCCAACUCCAGCACCACAGGUACCUCCAACUCCAGCACCACAGGUACCUCCACCUCCAACACCCCAGGUACCUCCACCUUUAGUACCCCAGGUAACUCUGCCUCCAGCAUUACAAGCUCCAGCACCCCAGGUUCCUCCACCUCCAGCAUCACAGGUUCCUCCACCUCCAGCAUCACAGGUACCUCCGCCUCCAGCACCACAGGUUCUUCCACCUCCAGCACCCCAGGUUCCUCCACCUCCAGCAACACACAUUCCUCCACCUCCAGCAACACAAGGUCCAGUUCCUCCAACCCAGACUCCUACUACUCCUCCAACACAACCUCCACCACCACCACCUCCUCCUCCUCCUCCUCCAGGAGAAAUGCCUCCUCCCUCACUACAGCAAACUUCACCACCGCCAUCCCCUCCACCACCACCACCUCCCCCUCCUCUUCCAGGUGAGAUACCUCCUCCUUCACUACAGCAAACUUCACCAUCGCCAUCACCUCCACUACCUCCUCCUCCAGGAGAAAUACCUCCUCCUUCACUGCAGCAAACUUCACCACCACCACCACCACCACCACCACCACCACCACCACCUCCUCCUCCUCCUCUUUUGCAUGAUUCCAAACUACCUCCAGCAACAGAUAGUUCUCCACAACCAUCUCCAACACAAGAUCCAUCAUUAUCUGUUAAUAGCACUCAAUCAAACAAAUCUCCUCCAUCAAGUAAAACAGCAUCAUCAGUCCAUGUGAAACGAAACAACUUGUUGGAUGAGAUAAAACAAGGGAGAGACUUAAAGAAAAUAGGUGCACCCAGUGAAAACUCAAAAGGUGGAAUAAUAGCACAAGAAGACUCUGGAGAGUUUCGACGCAUUUCAAUAGGUGAAAGAAGCAUGAGGAGAAUGAAUACACUAGAAACAUUGACUGAAGCAGUGUAUGAAAGAGGAAAGCAAAUGAGAAGAGAGAGUCGUGAUGAAGAUAUGAUGCGGAAAGUUAGUACCUCAACAUGGAUCAAUGAUGAUGAUGACUCCAGUUCUUCAGAUAAGGAAAUACCAAAACGAUUAGAACCAACUCACUCUGUUAAGACAGAGACUGAGAGUGACAGCAGUAAGAUUCCACCCUGGAAGAAAUCCUUACUUGAGCAAAGACAAUUGGAAGAAGAGAGGAAGAAGCUGAGAGAAAAGGAAGAGAAGGAAGCAAAGGAGAAGGAGAAAGAACAAAAAUCGAAAGUAAUUGGUGAUGAUGGUUUACCAGUGCCAAGUUGGAAGGCAGCAAUGCAAAACAAAAAGAAACAAAAGGAAGAAGAAGAAAGAAAGGCUGAACAACAAAAAAAUUCUGCUUAUGAAGCUAAGUUUGAAGGAAUGCCAUUAUGGAAGAGGAAGUUAGUAGAGAAGAGGGCUAAUGAAAAAGCAGUAGAAGAUGCCAAAGCUGCUGAAAAGGAGAAGGAACUGCAAGAUAGACUAAAAGUAAUAGCUGCAAUGCCACAAUGGAAGAGAGAAUUAUUUUUAGAAAAAAAUCCUCAGUACAGAGAAAUGUUGUAAAUAGAUCUUGUUGUUUUUGCUACCUUGUUAUUAUAGUUUUGUAAUGAAAACAUUUUAAAUUAAUUAAA
This is a messenger RNA of Amphimedon queenslandica, 5149 nucleotides long. RefSeq names its product titin-like. Gene Ontology annotation, molecular function: actin binding. NCBI's taxonomy places the organism in Eukaryota, Metazoa, Porifera, Demospongiae, Haplosclerida, Niphatidae. The transcript has 14 exons. The coding region runs from base 33 to 5081 and encodes 1682 amino acids. The record is from RefSeq and is a predicted model, not a curated record.